Molecule: messenger RNA, 3306 nt
Organism: Anopheles stephensi (Asian malaria mosquito)
Lineage: Eukaryota; Metazoa; Arthropoda; Insecta; Diptera; Culicidae
Product: sodium-coupled monocarboxylate transporter 2-like
Exons: 5
Coding region: 1167-2990 (607 amino acids)
Biological process (GO): transmembrane transport; sodium ion transport
Cellular component (GO): membrane
Molecular function (GO): symporter activity
Source: RefSeq, a predicted model, not a curated record
CAAUAUGUAACUAUUCGGCCAGUGCAGGUCCGAUUGUCACCACGUGUGAGUGUUGUGUUCUGUGUUGUAAAGCCCCUAGUUGCCAGUAGAUAGAGUGAUCGGUCGAUCGAUCUGUGCCGGCAGUGUAUAACCACAACAGGAUAUAUGUGCUGUGGUUUAUUAUUCAACGGUAGCGCUACUAAAAAACCGCAAUCUAGCUGCUUAUUUUUAUCCUGAAUCCUGGUAGAAAGUGGGACACAAUCACACGCACACAUACCUCUGUGUUUGAGGCUGUGUGUACCCGACUCGUAACCGCACGCAUAUAGUGACCCAGCCAUCAGAUCGAUGCGCGAACUUCAAUUGAGAUCAAUUGUCGGUAGCUUUCGCAGUUGUUACGGCUUCAAUCGCUCGCAUCGAUCAGUCCAAUUGGCAAGAGAUUACCACAUCCAGAUUACUAUCUUCCGGACACACUAAAUCUGUCCCUCGUACGCAGAUAAACUUGCACACUAUCAGCAAGCGUACGAGUACGUGAAGCCGCACGAGGAUCGUACGUAGUCAUUCGUAAUCUCUGACUCAUAGACCCCCGGGUAGAUCGACCGUCCGGGCCCAACAUUCAGUUCUUGCCGUGACGUGUGCCCGGUCGCAAAAGGUGAACGACAACGGCCCUCUUGGAAUUUCCUUUCGUGAAGCACCUGCUGACGUUUUUCCUACGCCUUUAACUACGCCUCCACGGAUCAGGUACCGAGUACCCGCCGGAUUACCCGGGUAAGAGCCGGGCUGGAGUGCGGACAAAAAGUGAGUGCUCCUAUUAUCACACGCCACAACACUAUCGGCCGUGUGCGUGUGACACAGCCCGCCCGCAGAGCGACGAUUGUUUAUUAGGCGGCCGGCAGAAUAGGCAGACAUCCGGCGCGGACCAAGUGAGAAUGACAAAUAACCAGGGUACCAUCACCAACUAAGCAGCGCGCAUAACCACAGAAAAACGUGUGCAACAAAUCAAAAACCCUUAUCGGCGAAGAGCCUUCAUCCCGGCAGGCCGCUGUAUCGUUUGGGCCGACCGCCAUCCGUACUACCGUGGGUGAGGUUCUAUCUCCGGAGGCGAUCAGUCUUGAUUGUCCCGGCGUACCAGUCAGUCGUUGGCGAGAACGCUUGUGAACGGGGAACCAGUGGCGAACAGGAGUACCACGAUGGUGAAAUCAAUCACGGCCAAUCCGCAGGGCCAGUUCUCGGUGGAGGACUACACGGUGUUUACGAUCAUGCUGGGAAUUUCCACGGCGAUCGGCGUGUACUUUGGGUUUUUCCAGAAGAAGAAAAAUCAAACCACCGAAGAGUAUCUGCUCGGUGGGCGGAAGAUGAAAACGUUCCCGAUUGCGAUAUCGCUGAUUGCGAGCCAGCUGUCGGGCGUGUCUAUAAUGUCGGUUCCGGCGGAAAUGUACUCGUACGGUGCGCAGUACUGGAUCAUUGCACCGACGAUGAUCCUGAUCACGCUGAUCAUCAACUACAUCUUCGUGCCGGUGUUCUACAACAAUCACAUCACCAACUGCUACCAAUAUCUGGAGGAUCGGUUCAGCCCGGCGGUGAAAAAGUUCGUCACCUUUACGUACGUGCUGAACAUCUAUCUGAUACUGCCGAUCUUCAUCUUCAUACCGGCGCUCGCCUUCUCGCAAGUGACCGGCAUCAACAUCCACCUGAUCAAUGGGAUCGUGUGUGGCGUGUGCAUCUUCUACACGAUGCUGGGCGGCAUUAAGGCGGUCGUGUGGACGGAUGUGGUGCAGGGAAUGAUUAUGUUUGUGUCCUGCUUUCUGGUGGUGGUUAUCGGUGUGGCGAAGAUCGGUGGGCUGAGCGAGGUGUAUGAGCGAGCUACGGCUGGCGAUCGGUUGGAAAUUUUUGACAUGACGCUCGAUACGACAACGCGCCAAACUUUCUGGACCGCUAGCGUGGGAAAUCUGUUCCUGUGGACCGGGUACCUCGGGCUCAGUCAGAGCUGCGUGCAGCGUAUCGUGUCCGUGCCGAGUAUGCGCCAUGCACGGACCGCUUUGUGGAUCUUUUGCGUGGGUUUCAUCAUCAUCAUGACGCUGAACUGCUUCACCGGCAUCGUCAUCUUCGCCAAGUACUUCGACUGUGAUCCGAUAAAGGUGGGGCUGGUGCAGAAGGCUGACAAGCUGCUGCCCUUCUUCGUGCAAGACGUCGUAGGCAACCUGAAGGGCAUGCCGGGUGUGUUCAUCUCUUGUGUGUUUAGUGCAGGAUUAAGCACAAUGUCCGCCAACCUCAACUCGCUGGCGGGAUUGAUCUACGAGGACUACAUUCGACCGUUUAAGCUGUUCAAGCACACCGAUGCCUCAGCGAACAAAACCAUGAAGCUGCUCAUCUUCGUCAGCGGUGUGUACUGCAUUGCGAUGGGCUUGAUCGUGGAACAGUUCGGACACAUACUGCAGAUGGUCGUUACGAUUGCCAGCGUUACCCAAGGCGCCGUGAUGGGGAUAUUCUGUCUCGGUAUGCUGUGGCCGUGGGCCAACAAGCAUGGUGCGCUUUGGGGUUCGGCAUCGAGUGUGAUCGUGAUGUCAUGGAUCAUUGCGGGAGCGCAGAUCGCGAUCAGCAACAAGGAGAUCACUUACCCGCCCAAACCAACCAGUGUCGAUGGAUGCUACGAGUAUGGAUUCAACGUUACGGCGAACGAUUUCCCGACGCUCGUGGCCCCACAGGAGGAAUCCGAAUUUUCCAUCUACAACAUCUCCUUCGUGUGGUACUCGACGGUGGGCACGUUUAUGGUGUUCCUGGUAGGCAUUCCUGUGAGCUACUUUACCGGGUCGCAGGAUAUGCGCAAUUUCCGACCGAAGCUGAUUUCUCCACUGGUGCAGUGGCUACUGCCGGAGGAGGUGCGGCAAAACGAAUUUUCGCUAAAGGCAGAAAAUGACAAACUUAACACCGAACCAAUCAAAGAGUGGACAUUUACCGCGAACGAAACGGAAAAGUAUAAAGAAAGGCAUGGUGUCAUCGAGCAGACUUUGUGAGGGAUAUGACGCUGAUGCUCCUGUGCAGAGCUAGUGCAGAGAUUGUAACACGUGGUGCAACUCGUGGUGCGUGUGGUAGGAAAUGUUUUUUUUUUUUUGUUAAGUUCUAUCCUAGUAGUUAUGCAUGUUUAUUGAAAGCGGGAAGGAGUUACUGUAUGUUUAAUGUUCACACGACACACAUGCUGUGUGAGUCGUGUUCAUCUCAUCGAUGUGUGUGUAGUAUUAAUUUGGUCAGUUUUAAAUACGCUCUAUGUUUGAAUGUUGUAAUAAAUCCAGACCGAAGUGUAAUAAAAAAGGAACAAAGUUUAUAUAGCAA